Molecule: messenger RNA, 2213 nt
Organism: Hippocampus zosterae (dwarf seahorse)
Lineage: Eukaryota; Metazoa; Chordata; Actinopteri; Syngnathiformes; Syngnathidae
Product: sodium- and chloride-dependent GABA transporter 2-like
Exons: 14
Coding region: 126-1925 (599 amino acids)
Biological process (GO): sodium ion transmembrane transport
Cellular component (GO): membrane
Source: RefSeq, a predicted model, not a curated record
UAGCAACUGUCUCAGACGGCACAGUUGUCUUGAGAAAAGUGCGGCAACUCGGGAUUCUCGGGGGCAAAUUUGGACUCCAAAACUAUAUUUAUCCGAAUUCAAUUUCAAGUUUCAGUGGAGAAGAAAUGUUCACCAAAGAGAAGGAUGGUAGUUGUGCAGUUUGUGUGCCCAGCGGAGGGCCGAAGAAGCAAAAAGAAACAGAGGAACGGGGUUAUUGGAGUACGAAAACCGAAUUCAUCCUGACGGUGAUGGGGGCUAUCAUUGGACCGGGCAACGUGUGGAGAUUUCCUUAUCUGUGCUACAAAAACGGCGGAGGUGUUUUUUUCAUUCCGUACGUUUUGUUCAUGGUGACCUGCGGGAUCCCGUUGUUCUUCCUCGAGACCGCCAUGGGGCAGUACACAAACCAGGGGGGUAUUACGUGUUGGAAGAAGAUCUGCCCACUUUUUCAGGGCAUCGGCUAUGCGAGUCACCUAAUCAUUGUAUUCGGCGCCACAUCCUACAUUACUAUCAUCGCGUGGGCCUUCUUUUAUUUGUUCUCCUCCUUCAGCGUGGACUUGCCUUGGGCCACGUGUGGAAAUGACUGGAACACAGAGUCAUGCAUGGACGUCAGCAUUGCAAAUCAGAGCCUCAGCGUGACACAAAGGCAGAACACCACUCUGCCUGUUGUGGAGUUUUGGGAGCGCAGAGUGCUGAAGAUCUCUGGUGGUAUUGAGGAGGUGGGAAGCUUGAGGUGGGAGCUGGUCUUGUGUCUCAUCCUGGCAUGGGUCAUCUGCUACUUUUGCAUUUGGAAGGGGAUCAAAUCCACCGGGAAGGCGGCCUUCUUCACAGCAACCUUCCCCUACGCUAUGUUGCUGAUUUUACUCAUACGUGGUGUGACGUUGCCUGGGGCAAAGGACGGGAUGAUGUACUACAUCUACCCUAAUGUCACGCGUCUAUCAGAUCCGCAGGUGUGGUUGGACGCCGGCACUCAGAUCUUCUUCUCUUACGCGAUCGGCCUCGGGUUCCUGACCUCUCUUGGCAGUUACAAUACGUACAACAACAACUGUUACAAGGAUUGUUUCUACUUGUGUUUGCUGAACAGUGCCACCAGUGUUGUGGCAGGCUUUGCCAUUUUCUCCAUCUUGGGGUUCAUGACCUACGAGACCGGCAUUGACAUUGCAGAAGUGGCAGAAUCAGGUCCAGGGCUGGCCUUCAUUGUUUACCCGCGUGCUGUAGCAAUGAUGCCCAUGCCGCAGGUGUGGGCCGUGUGUUUCUUCCUUAUGAUCAUUCUACUCGGCUUGGACAGUCAGUUUGUCGGUCUGGAGUGUCUGAUGACAUCCCUGGUGGAUCUUUACCCAUCUUACCUGCGUCAAGGCUACAGACGUGAGCUGGUCCUGCUGGCCAUCUGUACCGUUAGCUGUCUGCUGGGACUCACUCUGGUGACGGAGGGAGGGAUGUACCUGCUCCAGCUGGUGGAUUUCUAUAUGUGCAGUGGGACCACUUUGCUCCUCCUCUCCAUCAUCCAGUCUGUCAGCAUUGCUUGGGUCUAUGGGGCCGAGCGUUUCUAUGGGAACAUCAAAGAUAUGAUUGGCUAUCGUCCUUCUCCAAUGAUGAAGCUCUGCUGGUGCUACUUCACUCCUUGUUUAUGUUUUGGCACCUUCAUCUUCUCCAUCGUUCGAUACUCUCCCUUGAAGUUCAGCAGCACUUAUGUUUAUCCGCUGUGGGCCAACAUUCUGGGCUGGUUCUUGGCCACCAUCUCCCUCUCCCUCAUACCACUCUUUGUGCUCUACAAGCUCAUACACGGAGAGGGGACCCUUCGUCAGAGAUUCCUAUUGCUGUGCCUUCCUGAGGACGACCUGAAAUGUCUACCCUCGCUGGGAGACAAAGUCGUCGCUCCCCUCACCGAACUGAAAACUUUGUCCCAGGACGUGGAAGUCACCAAGUGAGCAAAGUGCACCAACUCAACAAAAGGGGGACUACAAAAUGCAAGUAGUUUUCACGAAACAACAGAGACUUCAAUUCAGUGCAAGCCCAUUGAAGGAAAACACUCCUUGAUUAAAAAGUGUGAGAGGCCCACAUUUGAGUCGUAAAAAAACACAAUAAAGUGGAAAGGGUGUUAAGAAAUAUUAAUGCAGGUAACAGUUUGGUAUCCUAUUGAGGGAGUGAAUGUUUACAUUCUUGUCAGGGUUCGUUGAAGGUCGUGAAACAUGUUCAAAAUUUCCUGACAACAACAA